Messenger RNA from Papilio machaon (common yellow swallowtail), 707 nucleotides. Its product is annotated as pancreas transcription factor 1 subunit alpha. The record is from RefSeq and is a predicted model, not a curated record. Bases 34 to 549 code for a protein of 171 amino acids. NCBI's taxonomy places the organism in Eukaryota, Metazoa, Arthropoda, Insecta, Lepidoptera, Papilionidae. Gene Ontology annotation, molecular function: RNA polymerase II transcription regulatory region sequence-specific DNA binding; protein dimerization activity; DNA-binding transcription factor activity, RNA polymerase II-specific. Gene Ontology annotation, biological process: regulation of transcription by RNA polymerase II; developmental process. The transcript has 4 exons.
AGUUCUGACAUUUUCCUUUAUGAUGACUCUUCUAUGUCCGAUGGCAGCCUCUACGCAAGUGAUCAGGAAAAUCUGUCUACGCCACGGAAAAGGUCGGACUGCCGACGCCUCCACAAGCGUCGGUCACGUUGUCCUCAGCAGCAGAUGCAGCAGCGGCAGGCGGCCAAUCUCCGCGAACGUAGACGCAUGCAAUCCAUAAACGACGCCUUCGAGGGGUUGCGAGCUCACAUUCCCACUCUACCCUACGAGAAACGCCUCUCCAAAGUUGACACUCUGAAGCUCGCUAUUGGUUACAUUAGUUUCUUGGGUGAACUGGUACGAACAGAUCGCAGUAUUUCAGACACCAUGCUGUCUGGGGUCGGCAACGUUCAAAAUAAAGAAGAACAGAAAAAGGUGAUCAUCAGAGGCAGCAAUUUCCAAGCACAUUCAUUGUCUUGGUCUCGUCGUGGAGAAAAGCCGACGGCUGGAACACUGCACGCUAAAAUUUGGGUGCCCGAAGAUCCUAAAAUGUUCUGCACCUCAAACAACAUUGUUGAUAAGAAAGAAUAAAUUUAAAAAAUUAGUUAUAACAAAUUUUAAAAUCUGAAUCUACGUGUUUCAGAACUUUGUUAAAUUGUUAAAGUUAUCGUGUAACAAGCUUAAUUACGCCUCUAUAAUAUUACUUGUGUAUAUAACUAGUUUUUUAUGUUAAAUUAAAUUAUGUUAAU